AUGAGCUUAUGGUCCUUAGUUGUCAUUACACUUUACAGGAAGUGUGGAAUUGAAUUUAUCAGACUCUUUGAGCCAAACCGGGAAGUUCUUGAAGCAUUACGAUCUUCAAACAUCCUAGUAUCUCUCGGUGUGAGAACUGAAGAUCUAAAAUCACUGGCCUUGAGCAAUGAGGUAAUUCCAAGUCCAUAUACUAUGGAUGUCUAUGGAGCCAUGAACAACAUGCACACUGCAAUUAAUUCAGUUGGCCUUGUAAGCACCAGAGUGACAGCCGUUAUUUCAACUCAAGCCCUUGCAAAAUCUUUCCCUCCCCCCUCCGGGGAAUUCUCCAACCAAGCAUUUCCUGCAAUGAAUGAUGUUACAGCAUUUCUGUCGCGCACUGGUACGCCCCUUAUGAUCAAUGUGUACCCUUAUUUUGCGUACGCCUCAGACCCGAAACACAUUUCAUUUGAGUAUGCAACAUUCAAUGCCAAACAGCCUGUGGUGGUGGAUGGAAAUUUCAAGUAUUACAAUCUCUUUGAUGCAAUGGUUGAUGAUGUUUAUGCGGCUUUGGAGAAGGUGAACGCAGGCAAUGUUUCUACUUACAUUUCGGGGACUGGUUGGCCGAGUGCUGGGAAAAAGCCUUAUACAAGCGAGGAAAAUGCACGAAUUUACGAUCAAAAUCUUUACUCUCAUGUGUUAAGCGGAGAAACACCAAGAAGACCAGACAAUCUUUUGGAUGUAUUUACUUAUGAAAUGUUCAAUGAGAAUAAGAAAGAAUCCGGGGUAGAGCAGAACUUUGGACUUUUCUAUCCGAACACCCUGCCAGUUUAUAAAUUUUUUGAGACCUGCUAA
Messenger RNA from Pistacia vera, 831 nucleotides. Its product is annotated as glucan endo-1,3-beta-glucosidase-like. Lineage: Eukaryota; Viridiplantae; Streptophyta; Magnoliopsida; Sapindales; Anacardiaceae. The transcript has 2 exons. The record is from RefSeq and is a predicted model, not a curated record. Gene Ontology annotation, biological process: carbohydrate metabolic process. Gene Ontology annotation, cellular component: plasma membrane. The coding region runs from base 1 to 831 and encodes 276 amino acids. Gene Ontology annotation, molecular function: hydrolase activity, hydrolyzing O-glycosyl compounds.